Molecule: messenger RNA, 3381 nt
Organism: Periophthalmus magnuspinnatus
Lineage: Eukaryota; Metazoa; Chordata; Actinopteri; Gobiiformes; Gobiidae
Gene: ampd3b
Product: adenosine monophosphate deaminase 3b
Exons: 15
Coding region: 228-2537 (769 amino acids)
Biological process (GO): IMP salvage; AMP metabolic process
Cellular component (GO): cytosol
Molecular function (GO): AMP deaminase activity
Source: RefSeq, a predicted model, not a curated record
GGACGAGGGAGAGAUAGAUUUCAGAAAGAGGAGAGAGGGCCACAGCUCCAGAGUCACUGUAGGAAAGCGAGGGAGAGAAAAAAAGAGAUAGAGAGUAGUCUCUGCCCCCCAUGUUCACUGUCAGCUGCAGAGUGAGUGACUUCAGUGGGAAGAGACGUGAAAAUAUCAGGAGAUAAAGAUUUAAAGAGAAGGAAAGACGUUUGAAAUAACAAGAGCUGCUCUGGACCAUGGACCAGAAUCCUGAAGAAAUGCGGCGUCAGUUCCCGCGUCAGAGCAUGUCCGAGGUGGAUGAACGUGUGCGGGUUUUGGCUGAGCAGGUUUAUGUCUCUGCUCUGAAGGAUCAGGACCAGAGAGGAGCCAUGGCUCUGUUCACUGUCCCCGAGGACUGUCCCAUCGAAGCCCAGGAGGACCUCCAGAGGGCGCUACAGAAGGAGCUGCAGCAGCAGGCUGACCACACUGCCAAGAAAAAAAAGACCCUGAUGCUGCAGCGCUCCCAGUCUCUGUCUCUACAGAUCCCAGACUGGGUCAGUCCUGGUCUUGGUCCAGGUCUAAGUCCGGGUCUAAGUCCGGUCCCGCCCCUGACCCCAGAGCCCCCUCCUAGUCUGAAUGUGCUUGAGUUCCAGAGAGUGACCAUCAGCGGCGACUACUGCGCCGGGAUCACCGUGGAGGACUACGAGCAGGCGGCUCACAGUCUGUUGACUGCUCUGAUCAUCCGAGAGAAGUACUCCAGACUGGCCUAUCACCGCUUUCCCAGAACCACGGCCAGGUACCUCAGGGAGUCCCAGAACCGGACCUGGACCCACGACCAGGAAGUGCUGCCAGACAUCAGCCCGUGUCCAUCGGAGGGGCAGGACCCGUACUCCACAGAGGGAAUCCCCGAGGAUCUGAACUACAUUUUACAGAUGAAGGAUGGGAUAGUCCAGGUUUAUAAUCAGCCUGAGGACUUGGAGGAGCAGAGACCUCGCAGUCUACCCUACCCUGACCUCGAGACAUUCGCCUUCGACCUUAGCCACGUACUCGCCAUGAUCGCCGACGGACCCACUAAGACCUACUGCCACAGACGUCUGAACUUCUUGGCGUCUAAGUUCUACCUUCAUGAGAUGUUGAAUGAAAUGGCCGAAAUGAAGGAGCUCAAAUGUGUCCCACACAGAGACUUCUACAACGUCAGGAAGGUGGACACUCAUAUCCAUGCUGCAGCCUGUAUGAACCAGAAGCAUCUGUUGAAAUUCAUAAAGACAUCGUACCAAAUGGAGGCGGAUCGAGAGGUUCUGGAGCAGGGCGGCCAGACCCUGACCCUCAAGCAGGUCUUUGAAAAACUGGGCAUGGACCCGUAUGACCUCACCGUGGACUCUCUCGACGUGCAUGCCGGCCGGCAAACGUUCCAUCGUUUUGAUAAGUUUAACUCAAAGUACAACCCCGUGGGAGCGUCAGAACUCAGAGAGAUCUACCUCAAAACGGACAACUACAUCAACGGAGAGUACUUCGCCCGACUCAUCAAGGAGGUGGCACAGGAGCUGGAGGAGAGUAAGUACCAGCAUGCUGAGCCCCGCCUCUCCGUGUACGGGCGCACGCCAAAAGAGUGGAACAGCCUGUCCACAUGGUUCAUACAGCACAAGGUCCACUCACCCAAUAUGAGGUGGAUGAUCCAGAUACCACGCAUUUAUGACAUCUUCAGGUCCAAGAAGCUGGUCCCAAACUUUGCUAAAAUGCUGGAGAACAUCUUCAUGCCUCUGUUUGAAGCAACAGUCAACCCUCAGAAACACAAGAACCUCCACAUCUUCCUCAAAUAUGUGACAGGGUUUGACAGUGUAGAUGACGAGUCCAAACACAGUGAUCACCUUUUUUCAUAUAAAAGUCCCAAACCUGAAGAGUGGAGCUCUGACGACAACCCCCCGUACACAUACUACCUAUUCUACAUGUACGCCAACAUCAUGGUGCUCAACAACCUGCGCAAGGAGCGAGGCCUAAACACAUUCUUGUUCAGGCCUCAUUGCGGAGAGGCCGGCUCCAUCACUCACCUAGUGUCAGCGUUCCUCACAGCUGACAACAUCUCACACGGACUCAACCUCAAGAAGAGCCCAGUACUGCAGUACUUGUACUACCUGGCACAGGUUCCCAUUGCCAUGUCUCCUCUGAGCAACAACAGUCUGUUCCUUCAAUACAAUAAGAAUCCUCUGAGAGAGUUUCUACAGAAAGGACUGUGUGUGUCUCUGUCUACAGAUGAUCCUAUGCAGUUCCACUACACCAAGGAGCCUCUGAUGGAGGAGUACGCCAUCGCUGCUCAGCUCUGGAAACUCAGCACCUGUGACCUGUGUGAGAUCGCCCGGAAUAGUGUGAUCCAGAGUGGACUGUCUCACCAGGAGAAGAAGCACUUUCUGGGGCCGAAUUACCUCCAGGACGGCCCAGAGGGAAACGACAUCCGGAGAACAAAUGUGGCCCAGAUUCGGAUGGUCUACCGCUACGAGACCCUGUGCAAUGAGCUCAGCUUCCUGGUGGGGGCGGUAAAGAGCGAGUACAGCCCACCCCCCUCCCAGUGAAAAGUCCUGGUUUGUUCCUGGUUUGUUCCUGGUUUAUUCCUGGUUUAUUCAUGGUUUAUUCAUGGUUUAUUCCUGGUUUAGUCACGGUUUAGUUCCAUUAACUCUGUAAUGUCAAUUUUUUUUUUAAAGAUACAAUGAAAACCUCCAUUCUUACAGUGCUCAGGGCCGCUUCUCCACAGAUCUGACCUGUAACUUGGCCUGGUGGAGUCACAUGCUUGUCUCCAUGGAAAUUCAUAAGUUUAAUGCUAUGCUCUGGAACAAUCUAGGCAAAGCAAUAACACCUCCUGGGAGACAAGAAAAAAAGGUAUGCAGUGUACCAUUAAUUCCUGGUUUAGACCUGGUUUAGUCCUGGUUCAGACCUGGUUUAGACCUGGCUUAGUCCUGGUUUAGUCCUGGUUUAGUCCUGGUUUAGUCCUGGUUUAGUCCUGGUUUAGUCCUGGUUCAGACCUGGCUUAGUCCUGGUUUAGUCCUGGUUUAGUCCUGGUUUAGUCCUGGUUUAGACCUGGUUUUGUCCUGGUUUAGACCUGGUUUAGUCCUGGUUUAGUCCUGUCUCUUGGUUUACUUUGGUUUGAUUGUUUUAUAAAGUUCAUUAUUUAAGUUGAAGAUUUUAGAUUUUAGUUUUGUUUCCUUUAUUUGUUAUUUUAAUUUCUAUGUUUAAGUAAAAAAAAAAAACAAAACAGCUUAUUAAAAAUCUAAACUUGAAACGUGUGCCAGUUUGAGAUUUCUGCUGAACUUUGACCUUCUGUUGAACUGUGACCUUUUGCUGAACUUUGACCUUUUGCAUGACUUUAUGAGAGAAGAGACACUUUUUUAUGUUCAAAAUAAAUACAUUUCACAUUAUUUG